Messenger RNA from Bemisia tabaci, 4018 nucleotides. NCBI's taxonomy places the organism in Eukaryota, Metazoa, Arthropoda, Insecta, Hemiptera, Aleyrodidae. The record is from RefSeq and is a predicted model, not a curated record.
CCUCCGCCUUGCAUUCACCUGACCACCUGACUCUAUAUAAUAAGUCACUCAGUUCAGUUAGUUUCGCCCAUGGCCAUGCAAUCAUGACCCAAAUAUUCCUGAAAUUACUUCUAUUACUCUCGCAUGCUUUAUAUUCCGUACUUUUAAUGGUGCAGUCAAAUUGGUGUGCGGUUUUCAAAAAAUGCAGAAGAAUUUGUGAAUCAGUUAUCCUCUUUGAUAAACCCAUUUUACCAGAAAGUGAUAGUAUAAAUUUACUGGAGCAUCCUCAGGUUCCUCUUAAAAUUCCUAAUCACUUAGUAAUAAUAAUCGGAAAUGAGCCGAUUUCUUACUGUGAUUUAGUCAACUUUAUAACUUGGAGUUUACCCCAUGGCAUAGCAUUUAUUAGUUUUUAUGAUCACAAGAAUGGGUUGAUUGCAGAUCUGCUGUUCAAAGCUGUCGUAAAAUGUAACAAAAACAUUCUCUCACUUAUUAAAUGGGGAAGAGCAUUUGAAGAGAGCCUUAAAAUCAGUUCUAAACAAAUGAUCAAUGGAUUCAAGUGGUCUCCAAAAAUAAAAGUAAGCGUUCUUACUAAAGAAGACUCUAAAAGUUUUUUCGUCGAUACCGUUGUGAGGCUGUGCUCUACCACUUGUGAUAUUAGUCUUAUCAAUGAAUCAAUUAUCGAUGAAUGUAUCAAAAGUAGCCUUUUGACCUCAGAACCGGACCUAGCAAUAGUUUGUGGAAACACCAGUAGUUCAUUUGGUUUCCAACCAUGGCUCACCAGAGUUACAGAAUUCUUAAUGCUUCCAACGCACCACAAUAUACGCAUUAAGGAUUUUAACAAGAUAUUGUGUCAAUAUGGAGCUGUUGAACAAAGAUUUGGGAAAUGAUGUGCUGAUUUUGUCUGGUCUGCCAGAUACCUCAAACUCUGGAACUUCUGUCAGCUAAAUUCCUUUUUACAGUCGCUUUUCAACAAUGAGGAAGCAAAAAUCUGAAAUUACUAUGAAGCUCCUUCUUUUUGUAGUUUAUAAGCCUGUCAUAAGCCUUGUUGAAACUCCCUGUCAAAAAUGUCCCUCCCUUCGGAUGCCUUUAUUUUUAAUGGUAUUGCAAAGUAAGGCUGGGAAAGAGAUGUGUGAAAAAACGGCCAAAAAUGCCUCCACGUAUUUUCGAAGUUUGAGCGCUUGACAAGAUACUCCGGAGAUGCAUUAAACUGGUGGCAGUUUUGCUUGGAAAUGCUGGGUUGCGACGUUGCCAUGUUUUAUAGUGAAAACCUUCGAAAAUUCAUAAUACUCUGCAUCUCAACCGAUUUCAAUGAACUUUUUUUUUUUAAAAAAAAUGUUCCUCUUAAAUAAAACUUUCCAAUUAUGUAUAGUUUUUUGGGUUUGGUUGGCACUGGGCGGCAAUUACGCGGUUUUUGCAGUUUUGGGUAAACAAACAUUUGUGUUUGUACGAUUUAUCACUUACUAUAGUCUUGAAAUCCACGAAUCUGAACAAAAACCAUUCUAAAAGAAAGUCUAGCUGUUCACCUUUCUACCAAGCAGAAGAUCAUCCCGCGAAAAUGUUUGGUUUUGGAGGUACGAUCGCUCAAAGUUGGUUUUACACAAUCGAAAACCACUGACAGGGUUGCAGGGCGUUCAAUUAAUCGUGUAGCAGGGCUCUUUUAUAAUCCAUUUAUUACAAGGAACAGUCAGACAUUUGCAUCAGACAGUUUUUUCAGCUCAGGCUGCCGGGUUGCGACAGGGCUAUAAUCUAAAGUGAUAAUCUUUAAAAAUACGACCUAACUUCGCUGCAUUUGACCAGAACAUGGUGAACUUGACGUAAAAUUUUACUUUUAAAUAGAGCUUUCCAGCGAUGUAUGGGUCAAUGAAUUUACUCAGCACUGGGCGGCAGUUACGCGAUUUUAAUGGCUCUUUGCAGGAAUUUUCUAAUGUCAGUAGUUCCUGAUUGCGUAAAACCAACUGGGGCCCUCUUUUGGGCGGUCGUAUCCUGGAGACAAGACGUUUCCCAAGGAUGAUUUUGUGCUCGAUAGAAUGGUGAAAGGCUGCAAUUUUAUUUAGUCUGGUUUUUGUUUAUGAUUCCAUCGAUUCCAAGACUAGUAAAAUGAAAACCAAACUUUUGUGUUUACCAAAAACUGCUAAAACCUCUUAAGUUCCGCCCAAUGCCAAGUAAACCUAAAUAACUGUACACCAUUAAAAAGCUCUAUUUAAGAGGAACAUUUUCAAAACAUAUUUCAUUGCAAUCGGUUGAGAUGCGAAGAAUUUUUAAAGGUUUUUACUUUAAGAAACGGCAAUGUCGCAACCGCGACCAGUUUAAGGCAUCUCGGGAGCUACUAUGGUGUUUCAAAAAAUCGAAGGUCUGAAAUUUUGACAGGACCCUCCCUAAAUCGGUUUGCAACGGCAAAACACUGUUUUCUGAGAAAUUUCUGGCUGAUUCGAUGAUAUUUAGAGGUUGCGCCAGCUUCAGCGUGGAUUCGAUAAUUGACUAUUUAUAUAAUAAUUUUAUAACCAUUGAAUGUAGGAGAGACGCUCAGAAUUUUGCUUAACUCUGUAGACCCAAAUUCCGUGUAUUACGUGAUGGUAAUGUAUUAGGCCUUGUAGAGUUGAUGUCUUCAGCGAAAUUUCGAUAAAAUCGGCCUUCACGGAAACGUAAUCCUUCAGUUUUCAGAUUUUUAAAGCGUGUCCCAUCGGAGAAAUUGCGAUCUCAGUAUUGCCCUCUUCAGAGCUUUUUAACACAUGAUCGAGAGAUAAAGUGUCAUGAUAACAAAAUAACAAAUCGCAUCUCGCUGAAUUUUUUUGCGUACUCCUUUAAUGCAUGGUAAUUAACAAAAAAAUUCAGGUCUCAAACUUUUCUCUUUCUCGUCCCUUUAAAAAAAUCCUCAAAAUAGGGGAUUUCCCCGUUUCGUAGUUCACAUAUCUACAUCUCGAUUCAGUCCAAAAAUAACUUCUUUUCCCUUGAAAAUACAAAAAUUUUAGAAAAGUAGAUUAAUAAAGUCAUACUACGUCAGUUUUGUUUCAAUUCCGUGCUGAAGUUAAACAGAACUGGAGAUAAGCCCGGUUCUGUGAAGGCCAAUUUUUUCGAAAUUCAGCAGAAAACCUCAACUGUACAAGGCCCCCACGGAACCCAGGGUGGUCAAAAAAUUUGAAAAAAUGGUUUCCGUGCCUCUAUUGGAUAGAUUAACAAAUAACCAAAUUAAAAAAACAAAAGAAACCUCAGGGUCGGUCAAGCAACAGUCCCUGGAAGAUAUUGCGUGGAAUGACUCUUCGGCAAAUUCAGUUUGAAAACCCGUACGAAUCGUGCCUUAGUUGUCGACAUUUCUACAUACUUUACGCAGGUGUCAACCACUCAACCCGUCAUACUUUGUUUUUUUUUUCACGAGGAAUCUAUUUUAGUUGUUAAAAUUUCGAUCUAUCGAAGGCUUGUAUCGAUAAAUCAAAAUUUCUUGGGCUACACACAAAAAAUUGUUUUUUUGGAUAAAGUAUCGCAAAAAACGAUAUUUUAAAUCGAUAUUUAAAUUUUUCGAUCACAAAAAUCGAUUCCCUGGCUCAAAUUACGUAUCAUAACACGUAAAAUACGUGUCAGCUGUGGCUUUUCAAUCAUUCAGAAAUUAUCUUAUUAAAAAAACCACAGCAAAAACGAAAAUUUGAGAUUUAGAAAAUUCGAGCCCCAUGUUUUCGACAAAAGCGUUGUCCUAUGGAUCCAGGAUUUUUUUCUCGUCCAUUUGAUGCCAAUAGGCAACUUAUUUUCACUACCCGCCAUCGGAUUUCGAAAAAAAUCUUUUUUCGCUCCACCCUAGACUGAUGGGCCACAAAACAAGGCUGCCGCGACGCGCUACGUUGAGAAUCCCGGCAUUACGGCAACCAUCUAGUGUCCCAAUUGAAAAAUGAUCAGUAUAAGCUGCUUUGAGAGUAGGUGUCUUGCGCAUAAAAGUGUAUGUGGGCACAAGAUUACUUAUGCAUUGAAACCAUUAUUGCCUGCGGGUAUAUCACUAAUUAAUAGAACUUGAUUGAAUUCAUGCUAGAAAUUACCAAAUUCUUCUCGGAAA